Messenger RNA from Yarrowia lipolytica CLIB122, 1944 nucleotides. RefSeq lists its product as uncharacterized. The record is from RefSeq and is a predicted model, not a curated record. Gene Ontology annotation, molecular function: ATP binding; arginine-tRNA ligase activity. Gene Ontology annotation, cellular component: cytoplasm; mitochondrion. Lineage: Eukaryota; Fungi; Ascomycota; Dipodascomycetes; Dipodascales. Gene Ontology annotation, biological process: arginyl-tRNA aminoacylation; mitochondrial translation.
AUGCUGGCUCUGAGACGCUUGUUCACCACCGCCUCAAGAAGAGCUUUCACAACUCCCUCCAAGACGGCCGCACCCUACUACACUGCGAAAAUGAGCACCGCUGCCGCCCCCGACGUUGCCACUCUCUCCAGCCAGCUGGAAAAGCUCGGAAUUGACAAGUUCGAGCCCUUCCCCGGGUCCAGCCCCGCUCUCAACACCAUGGAUGUGUUCCGAUCCUACAUCACCAAGGAGCUCGCCGCUCUGUCCAAGGUGGAUCCCGAGCUCAUCUACCCCGCUCUUGAGUGGACUUCCACCUCCGACAAGGGCGAUCUGGUGAUCCCGUUGCCCCGGCUCCGAAUGAAGGGCGUCAACCCUCAGGAACUGGCUGUGGAGUGGGCCUCCAAGUUUCCCAAGGGCGAGUACCUCAAGGAGGUCAAGGCCAUGGGCCCCUUCAUGCAGUUCUUCUUCUCGCCCAAGCUGCUGUACAACAUUGUCAUCAAGGACAUUCUGGAGCGAAAGCUCGAAUACGGCUCGUCCGACGUGGGCAAGGGCAAGAAGGUGGUGAUUGAGUUCUCGUCGCCCAACAUCGCCAAGCCCUUCCACGCCGGCCAUCUGCGAUCCACAAUCAUCGGCGGCUUCCUCUCCAACCUGCACGAGAAGCUCGGAUGGGAGGUCAUCCGACUCAACUACCUCGGAGACUGGGGCAAGCAGUUUGGUGUGCUGGCUGUGGGCUUUGAGCGAUACGGCUCCGAGGAGCAGCUCGUGACCGACCCCAUCCAGCACCUGUUUGAGGUCUACGUGCGAAUCAACAAGGACAUGGAGGCCGAGAAGGAGGCUUCCAAGGAGGCCACCGGAGAAGAGUCCUCGGCCACCGACGACAAGGCCCGAGAGUACUUCCGAAAGAUGGAGGACGGCGACAAGGAGGCGCUAGCUCUGUGGUCGCGGUUCCGGGACCUGUCCAUUGAGCGAUACAAGGACACCUAUGCUCGUCUCAACAUCCACUACGACUCGUACUCUGGCGAGUCCCAGGUGCCCGAGGAGUUCAUGAAGAUGGCCAAGGACCUGUUUGUGGAGAAGGGCCUGGUCCAUGAGGACCGAGGCGCCAAGCUCAUCGAUCUUACCAAGUUCAACAAGAAGCUGGGCAAGGUCAUUGUCGAGAAGAAGGACGGCACCUCUCUGUACAUUACUCGAGACGUUGGAGGAGCCAUUGCCCGAAUGGAAAAGUACAAGUUUGACAAGAUGAUCUACGUGAUUGCGUCGCAGCAGGAUCUGCACUGCCAGCAGUUUUUCCGAAUUCUCAAGGAGUGCGGCUUUGACUGGGUGGACCGACUACAGCACGUCAACUUUGGUCUGGUCCAGGGCAUGUCCACCCGAAAGGGCACCGUGGUCUUCCUGUCCAACAUUCUCGAGGAGGUCAAGGAGUCGAUGCAUAACGUCAUGAAGAAGAACGAGGUCAAGUACAACCAAGUGGAGAACCCCGAGGAGAUUGCCGAUCUGGUGGGCAUCUCGUCUGUCAUGAUCCAGGACAUGUCCGCCAAGCGAGUCAACAACUACAAGUUUGACUGGGACCGAAUGCUCUCGUUCGAGGGCGACACCGGCCCUUACCUGCAGUACGCCCACUCUCGACUGCGAUCUGUGGAGCGAAAGUCCGGCAUGACCAUUGACGAGAACCUGGCUUCUGCCGACUUCUCGCUGCUCACUGAGCCCAUCGCUGACGAGCUCAUCCGAACCCUCACCCAGUUCCCCGACGUUGUUCUCAACGCCGGCAAGACCCAGGAGCCCGCCACCAUUGUCACCUACCUGUUCAAGCUCACCCACCAGGUCUCGUCCUGCUACGACGUUCUCUGGGUCGCUGGCCAGGAGGAGGCUCUGGCCAAGGCCCGUCUGUCUCUCUACUCGUCCGCUCGACAGGUUCUCUACAACGGUAUGGUCCUUCUUGGUCUUACUCCCGUCGAUCGAAUGUAA